Molecule: messenger RNA, 4816 nt
Organism: Callorhinchus milii (elephant shark)
Lineage: Eukaryota; Metazoa; Chordata; Chondrichthyes; Chimaeriformes; Callorhinchidae
Product: serine/threonine-protein kinase 35
Exons: 5
Coding region: 1-1323 (440 amino acids)
Biological process (GO): autophagosome organization; autophagy; axon extension
Cellular component (GO): autophagosome; cytoplasm
Molecular function (GO): ATP binding; protein serine/threonine kinase activity
Source: RefSeq, a predicted model, not a curated record
AUGGACAAUGAUGGCAGCUUUUUCUUUGCACCUCUCGUGGAUUUAUUUAACUGCGACUACUUCAACACAUUGCAAAAAACAGGAUCCAAUGCAGAUUUCAAUGAGAAACAAUCCGAUCCAGAAUGCAAUCAGCAGCAGCAGCAGCAGGAGCGGCAGCUCGAGCUCGAGGAGGAGGAGGGAGGAGGAGGAGGAGGAGGAGGCGUCGGCGCUAACGGCGGCGGCCGAGGCCCAACCGCCGAACCGCCGCCCCCACCGCCCCCACCGCCGCCGCCGCCGGCGUGGGAGCCCAAGUACAGCCUGGUGCAGGAGGUCGGGCGCGGCAGCUACGGCGUGGUGUACGAGGCGGCGGUCCGGCGGAGCGGGGCCCGGGUGGCGGUCAAGAAGAUCCGCUGCGACGCGCCCGAGAACGUGGAGCUGGCCCUGUCCGAGUUCUGGGCCCUGACCAGCCUGCGGCGCCGGCACCGCAACGUCAUCCGCUUCGAGGAGUGCGUGCUGCAGCGCGACGGCCUGGCCCAGCGGAUGAGCCACGGCAACAAGCGCUCCGAGCUCUACCUGCGGCUGGUCGAGACGUCGCUGAAGGGCGAGCGGAUCCUCGGCGGGGCGGCGGCCGGCCAGCCCUGCUACCUGUGGUUCGUCAUGGAGUUCUGCAACGGCGGCGACCUGAACCACUACGUGCUGUCGCGCCGGCCCGACGCGGCCGUCAACACCAGCUUCAUGCUGCAGCUGACCAGCGCCGUGGCCUUCCUGCACAAGAACCGCAUCGUGCACCGCGACCUGAAGCCCGACAACAUCCUCGUGUCGCACGACUCGCCCGCCGGCCUGCCCGUGCUCAAGGUGGCCGACUUCGGCCUCAGUAAGGUGUGCGUGGUGGGGGGAGGUGGUGGUGGUGGAGGUGGCGGUGGUGGUGGCGGUGGGAUCAGCCACAAGAACGUGAACGUCAACAAGUGUUGGCUGUCCUCGGCCUGCGGCUCGGAUUUCUACAUGGCCCCCGAGGUCUGGGAAGGACACUACACGGCCAAGGCGGACAUCUUCGCCCUGGGCAUCAUCAUCUGGGCCAUGAUCGAGCGGAUCACCUUCAUCGACGCCGAGACCAAGAAGGAGCUGCUCGGCACCUAUGUCAGACAGGGCGGCGAGAUCGUGCCCGUCGGGGAGGCGUUGCUAGAGAAUCCAAAGAUGGAGCUGCACAUCCCCCAGAAAAGGAGGACUUUCAUGUCUGAAGGGAUCAAGCAACUUAUUAAAGACAUGUUGGCUGCUAAUCCACAGGAUCGCCCCGACGCCUUUGAAUUGGAAACGAGGAUGGACCAGGUUACCUGUGCUGCAUAAAUUAUCUAGUGUACAAGUGUGGAUGCCACCCUGAAGGUGGAUGAAUUGAAACGUGAGCUUGCUUUCUUUGAAGAAUGGAUGGAGCAGAUUAAUGGAAAUUAAACUGAACGCCUUCCUUCGAAUGUACUGAGAUGGUGACUUUGCUGCAUUUAAGCUUCAGCAGUAGCUGAAGAUGUCAGGACUGGGAAGCUAUGCAAUUAAAUUGCUAGGUUUUUAUUUGAAGGGGGAGAAUUUGUCAUGCAAGAAACCUGUAUUAUUUACACUGUUUGUACUUUCACUUUAUCUGAUUAAAUUAUCUGUGACCUCACAGAAUUAAUUGGGUGGAUUGAAUUGUUGAAACUGAGUAUUUACAAUCUGCAUGGUUAACUUAUUGUUUUGUGUAAUGCAUUAGAUUCAACUGGCAAGAAAGGUGACCUGCUCUUCUUGGUGAAGACCACCGGUGUGGAUGAUUAGGAUGAGUGACCAGAGUGCCUUAAAUUUAUUUGUCAAGCUUAUUGAUGCAAAGCAACAUUUGAAACCUACGAGAUUUUAAGAUCUAUUUUUUUGCUUGAGCUAUGAACGCAUUUGGAGAGCCAAUUUCCCUGCCCUGUUUUUAUUAAAAAGCAGGGUUCAACUAGCUUAAAAUAGUUCAAUUGUAGUUCUAUAAAGAAACCUUGACAGUUUGAAAGAUUGAAUUAGUUAAGUUUUGAUUGUUUCUUGAGUAGUAUUAUACAAAUGACAGGUGAAACCUGGUCUAGUAUAUUUCAAAGGGGUCUUGAGCUUUAGAUGCCCUACAACUAAAACAUAUUCAGUACUGUUUCGCAAGUCUAAUCGCCCCUUCCAUCAAAAACUAUUCAGUAGCUUCAGGUAUUCUGCAAAGGAGUAAGACUAGGUCACCUUUUGGGAUUCGGGUCCAUAGUAACGGCAACAUUUUGACUGCAAGAGUCGUAAGUGAAAUGCAAUAGAUUAAAUUAAGAUGGAUGUGUACAGUACAGGUUAUGGUUUUUGUAUUCUGUUGCUCGUUUCAGUAGUAAAUAUAUAUGGAGCUGACUAAAGCUGCAUUUGGGAAUCUGCACUAAAGUUGCCACAGAAGUGGAAGGCUCUGAGUAUUCGAAGACCUAAUAAACCAAGAUAUUAGGAUGAAAACUCCCAUCUGCUUGAAUUCUGGUGUCAGAUUAUGUCAACCUGCAUAUGAUCACUUGGGUUUACUGGGAACAUUCUAUAACUUUCAUUUUCACUCAAAUGAAAAGUAUUUUCAAGACAUUACUUUUCAGACUUUAGCAGUGGAGGGGUAAGAUCAAUUUCGUCUAUUUCUAAAACCACUAGAGAUUUGAGUAUUGGAUUUUUGAUAAGAUGGUGUAGAGAAACCUAUUUGAAAACCUUUUAAAUCGAGAAACUGUAAAUAGGGUAGGAUUAUAUGGUUCUCAUGAGUGCCAUUAACCUUUCAUCAUGUAAUGCUGAAUCAUCUGUUUUUGAUCAACAUUUUAAGGCCAUUUGCAAAGUAAAUAAGUCAUCUGCAUUUUUCAUUUAGGUUUUCAAAAAGAGAAGGUAGUUUCAUUUUCAAUAUUUGUUGUUGCAUUGCAGAGUUGAGAUCAAGCUCUGAUAUCAAACAAAAUAGAAGAUCCAAUAUACUAGAUGUACAGUUUUCACUUGAUCAGCUUGUAAAUAAUUUCUCUGAAAACAUUACAGCAGAAUUGAAGUCUUGGAAUUUUUUUUAAGUCAAACUACAAAGCAUUCACAGAAAUUCUUGAGAUAAUAUAGUCCAAUUUGCUGCUGAAUCUUUAUUGCUUCUAAUGAUGAGAGCAAUUUUUUUAAUUUAAAAAAAAUUUGAACACUGCUUCUAGAUAUGGACCAAAACCUAGUGAACUAAACUCAGUUGUUCACCACAUUACAUUCUAAAUAAUGACUGGAGUGAUUGCAAGACUUUCAUUUUGAGAUUCAGAAGUAUAAACUAUUUAUAGGUUUCCUCUCACAGCUUAACAUUCUGUAUCUUUUUGACUUUAAUCUUGUGAACUACUGUAGUUACUACCAUCACUUAUUCGUGCAUAACAUUCAGAAUGCUUUUCAGAAAAUGCCCCAGUGUGUUGGAAUUAAGAGAUGUAUAAACUUUUUGUCGCUGCUGUUGGAGCUCUCUUUAUUUUAAAAUCUUCAUUUCACUAUAGGAGCUGACUGGAGCCAUUCUUUGUGUUUCAAAGCAGAGGAAAAAGCCAUGAACUGACAAAUGUGGGCACCUCAUUGUGUUAUAUGGACUGAUGUCUUUUCCGUUCUUGUGUGCUGAUCCUGUAACCAUCAAUACAACUUACUGAUCGGUUAUUAUAUUCUCAGCUAAUAUGGAAUUUGCAGGACUAGGAAGGAAGCUUUCUGAGUUAUUGAGUAACAACCACAUGUUGACAGACCAGAUUUUUUCCCAUCAGUGAGAGGUGGGGUGGUUGUUCUCCAGUGUGUUGGUAAGAGAAGUAAUUCUGUUAUUUUUUUUAAAAAAAGUAAAUUCCUCUCCUUUCUCCUCCCUUUCCAACCAUGUGGAGUACGUUUACAUGAAGUUGUAAAUGCCCUCGGUCACUGUAAUCUUUCCCUUCAACAUUAUAAUUUCUGAUGGGCAUUUAAUGUUAACUGGUGGAAGUGGUGAGGAGGAAUUUGAAAAUCGUCAAACCCAUUUAUUUCUACGUAUACCUGAAAAGGGAUUUCUUUAUCAUUGAGAUGACUACAAAGCAGCAAAGCUCUUGUAACUGAAAUGUUGUGCUCAUUAAUUGAUGAACCAAUUCAGAUUAUAGCAGUUAUGUGCUGUUCUUUUUACUAGUUCACUUACAUAACCACAUGAAUAGCAAGUGAUUGCAUUUUUUCAGCCUCAGCAGUUGAAGAUACAAAAUAGUUUAUGCAUUUAGUAGAUAAGCUGCUUCCCUUUUGUUCAAAAUUACUUGGCAUGUCAUUCUACGUGGAUAUUAUAAUGUGGUGGGGUGGAGGGGAGGGUGAUGAAACGGAUUCUGGGAGCAGUAACUGAAUGCCAGUUGUGUGAUGUGAUCAUUUGGGACAUGUUUACUGAUGUGUUAAAAUAUGUGGUUUACAGAAGGAUUUGUUUCAAGAGAAUCCUCGAUUGUCUCUACCUCGUAUUCAGGGUGUCUGUCACCUGAGUUAUGCCGGAUGUUGAAACACUGCUCGCUCUGUCUGUAUAGUUUAGAUGUUUGCCCUCUUCUGUUUUUUAAAUGCAAAUUCAUUCUGUUAGGUUAACUGUCUUAUGGAGAAACUUUACACUUCUAUGCAAAUUUUAUGUAUUUUAUUCCGAUUUUGAAACACUGUAACAGUACCACAAUCACAAUAUUUAUGUGGUCCUUGUGUGUGGAAUGCAAGACAUUGUUGUGGACCAAUGUUUGAGAUGCAGUUUUGUGAUUUUGUACUUUACCAUUGAUUUGUAGUUUUGGACUGGAGCUUUUUGAGCAAUAGUUCAAAUGAUGUGUUCACAAAGAAAAACAUUUGACAUUCAUUUGCAUUUGUGUUGAGCAAUAAAGGGUUGAAACCA